Messenger RNA from Sphenostylis stenocarpa, 5010 nucleotides. NCBI's taxonomy places the organism in Eukaryota, Viridiplantae, Streptophyta, Magnoliopsida, Fabales, Fabaceae. The record is from the annotation of a GenBank genome assembly.
AUGGUGAAAGUGGUAUUUGGGGAAAAUGAAACCUGUUAUUAUUACUUGUCACUUGAUAAGCAGCUCAGUGGCUCCAGUGUCAUACAACCUGGGCAGCAACAUUUGUCACUGCAGCUUCAACAGAGGCGUGAAAAUGCCUUGGAUGAUCGUCAUAAAGCUUCUGUUGGUUCAUCUACUGAUGUAAAACCACUGUUAUCUUCUCUAGGGCAAUCUUCAGUACUAACACCUAUUGAUGCUCCUAGUACCAAUAAGUUACAUAGCUCAGUCAGCACCCCGUCAAUGCUAUCUUCUUCUUCUCCUGGUUUUGUUCGCCCUUCCCGUGCAGCUCCUUCUACCAGGUUUGGAUCUGCCUUGAACAUUGAAACUUUGGUUGCUGCUGCUGAGAAAAGAGAAAUUCCUAUUGAGGCUCCAGGGUCAGAGGUUCAGGACAAGAUAUUAUUUAUAAUUAAUAAUGUUUCUGCUGCUAAUAUUGAAGCUAAAGCAAAAGAGUUCACUGAAAUUUUGAAAGAGCAGUACUAUCCUUGGUUUGCACAGUAUAUGGUUAUGAAAAGUGCAGCAGGGAAGCUUAUAUGGACUAUUGGGGUUAAUAAAGAAAUUGAAAGAGUAGUAGGGAGGUUUAAAUGGGCUGUUGGGGGGUUAAUAGUAGCAAGCAUUGAGCCAAAUUUCCAUGACCUGUACCUGAAAUUCCUGGAUAAAGUUAAUUCGAAGGUUUUGAACAAAGAGAUUGUUCAGGCAACUUAUGAAAAUUGCAAGGUUCUUUUAGGAUCAGAACUCAUAAAAUCAAGUUCAGAGGAACGCUCUUUGCUUAAAAAUUUGGGUAGCUGGCUCGGAAAGUUAACAAUUGGCCGGAAUCAGGUUUUGAGGGCUCGUGAAAUAGACCCAAAGUCCUUGAUUAUGGAGGCAUAUGAGAAGGGGCUAAUGAUUGCUGUCAUUCCAUUUACAUCAAAGGUCCUUGAACCAUGCCAAAGUAGUCUUGCUUACCAACCUCCUAAUCCUUGGACUAUGGGCAUUUUGGGAUUGCUUGUUGAGAUUUAUUCAAUGCCAAACUUGAAAAUGAACCUCAAGUUUGACAUAGAGGUGUUAUUUAAAAAUCUUGGUGUUGAUUUGAAGGAUGUCACACCAACAUCUCUUCUGAAGGAUAGAAAAAGAGAAUUUGAAGGAAAUCCUGAUUUCUCUAAUAAAGAUGUUGGAGCAUCUCAAUCACAACUUAUUACUGAUAUAAAAUCUGGUCUUGUACCUCCUGUAAAUCAAGUAGAAUUACCACUUGAAGUCACCAAUCCAUCCAAUACGGGGGCUCAUCCACAUAUGCUGUCUCAGUAUGCUGGUCCUCUUCAUAUGUCCUCGGGUGCAUUGAUGGAAGAUGAAAAGGUAGCACCUCUGGGACUGUCUGAUCAACUUCCCUCUGCCCAAGGACUGUUACAAGCAACUCCUUCCCCAGCAGCACCUUUUUCUAUUAGCCAGCUUCCUACACCGAUACCUAAUAUUGGGACUCAUGUUAUUAUUAAUCAAAAGCUCAGUGGUUUUGGUUUGCAAAUGCAUUUUCAGAGAGCGGUACCCAUUGCAAUGGAUAGAGCUAUCAAAGAGAUAGUGUCUAGUAUCGUGCAGCGUAGUGUUUCCAUAGCAACACAAACAACGAAGGAACUUGUUUUAAAGGAUUAUGCCAUGGAAUCUGACGAGACACGCAUAUUAAAUGCAGCACACUUAAUGGUCGCUAGUCUGGCUGGGAGUUUGGCUCAUGUUACAUGCAAAGAACCCUUAAGGGCAUCAAUAUCUGGUCAACUGAGGACUUCACUUCAGAACUUAAAUAUUGCUAAUGAAAUUUUGGAACAAGCUGUGCAACUUGUCACCAAUGAUAAUCUUGAUCUAGGUUGUGCAGUCAUUGAACAGGCAGCUACUGAUAAGGCAAUAAACACCAUUGAUACAGAGAUUGGUCAACAACUUUCUUUGAGAAGGAAGCAUCGAGAAGGUAUGGGGUCUACAUUUUUUGAUGCAAAUUUGUAUCCACAAGGUUCAAUGGGUGGUGUUCCCGAGCCUCUUCGUCCCAAGCCUGGACAGUUGUCCCUUUCACAACAGCGUGUCUAUGAGGACUUUGUUCGGCUUCCCUGGCAAAACCAGUCUAGCCAGAGCUCACAUUCUAUGUCUGCUGGGGUUUCUGUUCAAUCUGGCAAUACUGGUCUUCCUAGCACCAAUGGUUCUCUAUCAGGUCAGGUUAACUCUGGUUACCCUGUGAGCACAGGAUAUGAAGGAGUAUCCCGACCAUUAGAAGAUAUGACGGAGUCUAGUUUGGCUCCACAUUUUAGUGGUUCCUCUAUUCACCUUAGAGCAUCAUCUGAUAGUGUUUCCCAGCAUAGUUUGGAGAAAGAGUCUGUUGCUUCAUUUCCUUCAGCUGCUUCAACCCCUGAAUUGCAUGCUGUGGAUUCAGCUGAAGUGAAAGAAUCUGGAACUUCUUCACAGCCACUAGUUACAUCAGGUGCUGUAGAGCGCCUUGGAAGUAGUUUCUUGGAGCCUUCUCUUUCUACUAGAGAUGCCCUAGAUAAGUUCCAAAUUGUUGCACAAAAGAAGUGUCGUAAAAGAAUAUUUGAAACAGGACCACCCAUUGUGCCAUGGUUGGAAGCUAUGGUCAGCAAUGAUUCCAGAGAUGCAGAAAUACAGGGUGUCGUUUCUGAGGUCCCUGAGAUCAUACUUAGAUGUGUUAGUCGAGAUGAGGCAGCUUUAGCUGUGGCUCAAAAGGUUUUCAAGGGUUUGUAUGAUAAUGCAUCAAACAACAUCCAUGUUUCUGCUCAUCUUUCAAUCCUGACUGCCAUUCGUGAUGUUUGCAAGCUUGCGGUGAAGGAGCUGACUAGUUGGGUAAUUUAUUCGGAAGAAGAAAGGAAAUAUAACAAAGAAAUUACUGUUGGCCUCAUCCGUAGUGAAUUGCUAAAUCUUACUGAGUACAAUGUUCAUAUGGCAAAACUUAUUGAUGGAGGAAGGAACAAGGCUGCAACGGAAUUUUGCAUUUCCCUUCUUCAAACCCUGGUUAUCGAGGAACCCAAAGUUAUUUCAGAACUUCACAAUCUUGUUGAUGCUUUGUCAAAGCUUGCUACUAAGCCUGGAUGCCCUGAACCAUUACCACAGCUUCUUGAAAUGAUCAAGAAUCCUGGUUCUCUAUCCUCUAGCAAUGCUGGAAAGGAGGAUAAGGCAAGACAAUCAAGAGACAUUAAGGGUCCUGGAAUGCUACCUGCAAACAGAGAAGAGUUCAACAGUGUGGAUUCUAUUGAACCAGAUCCUGCUGGGUUCCGGGAGCAGGUUUCCAUUUUGUUUACAGAAUGGUAUAGGAUAUGUGAACUUCCUGGUGCCAACGAUACAGCCUCUGCCCACUUCAUCUUACAAUUGCAUCAGAAUGGGUUGCUGAAGGGGGAUGAUCUGACAGAUCGAUUUUUCCGACUAUUACUGGUUGCUUAUCUUUUCUUCAUGCUGGAGCUUGCUGUUGCGCAUUGCUUAUCCACUGAGAUGAUUAAUUCAGGGUCACUGCAAUCCCAACAGCCGCAGGCAAUGUCAUUUCUUGCAAUUGAUAUUUAUGCAAAGCUUGUCUUCUCAAUCUUGAAGGGAUCAAACAAACCCUUUCUUCUUUCCAAGAUUCUGGCAGUUGCUGUUAGAUUCAUUAUAAAAGAUGCUGAGGAGAAGAAGGCAUCUUUUAAUCCUAGACCACUUUUCAGAUUAUUCAUCAACUGGCUUCUAGAUCUUGGUUCUCUUGAGCCUGUUACUGAUGGUGCAAAUCUCCAGAUUUUGACUGCCUUUGCCAAUGCAUUUCAUGCAUUGCAACCGCUGAAAGUUCCUGCAUUCAGGUCAGGAAUGCCUUCGUGUGAUUCAUUGUUGGCUGUAUUUUGGUUUGAGUUUAAGGAUAAUGGUGUAAUGGCAUACUACUUUAUUGAGAUGUUGACUUGUCAACUGUUUGUCAUGGUAUGGAGUUUUGCAUGGCUUGAGCUGGUUAGUCACAGGAGCUUCAUGCCUAAAAUGUUGACUGGUAAUGGUCAAAAAGGUUGGCCUUAUAUCCAAAGGUUGCUUGUAGACCUGUUCCAAUUUAUGGAGCCUUUUCUGAGGCAUGCUGAACUUGGAGACCCAGUUCGUGUCCUCUACAAAGGAACACUUAGAGUGCUCUUAGUGCUACUUCAUGACUUCCCGGAGUUUCUAUGUGACUAUCACUUUACCUUUUGUGACGUUAUUCCCCCAAGUUGCAUACAGAUGAGGAAUAUCAUUCUAAGUGCAUUUCCGCGUAGUAUGAGGCUGCCCGAUCCAUCUACUCCCAAUCUGAAGAUUGAUUUACUUCAAGAAAUAACCCAAUCACCCCGCAUUCUUUCUGAGGUUGAUGCUGCGCUUAAAGCAAAGCAGAUGAAGGCUGAUGUAGAUGAAUACCUUAAGACAAGGCAACAGAGUUCUCCAUUUUUAUCUGAACUUAAGGAUAAGAUGCUUCUCUCACCCAAUGAAGCUGCCUCUGCUGGGACUCGAUACAAUGUGCCGUUAAUCAACUCACUUGUGCUAUAUGUUGGAAUGCAGGCAAUCCAUCAGCUUCAGGGACGUACUCCCCAUACGCAAUCUUCAGCUAAUGCAUUCCCCUUAGCCGUAUUUUCUGUUGGUGCUGCAUUGGAUAUUUUCCAGACACUCAUUGUAGAUCUAGACACUGAAGGACGAUAUCUUUUCCUAAAUGCUAUUGCCAACCAACUGCGUUAUCCUAAUACCAAUACACACUACUUUUCCUUCAUCCUUCUUUACUUGUUUGCUGAAUCAAACCAGGAAGUUAUCCAAGAACAAAUUACUAGAGUCUUGUUAGAACGCCUAAUUGUUAACCGUCCUCAUCCCUGGGGCCUCCUCAUUACCUUCAUUGAACUUAUCAAGAAUCCUAGGUAUAACUUCUGGAACCGGAGUUUCAUCAGAUGUGCGCCGGAGAUCGAAAAGCUUUUUGAAUCCGUGUCAAGAUCUUGUGGAGGUCCAAAACCAGUGGAUGAUAGCAUGGUGGUGUCCGGUUGGGUCUGA